Messenger RNA from Nerophis lumbriciformis (worm pipefish), 5222 nucleotides. It is a transcript of the gene znf512b, whose product is annotated as zinc finger protein 512B. Gene Ontology annotation, molecular function: zinc ion binding. The record is from RefSeq and is a predicted model, not a curated record. NCBI's taxonomy places the organism in Eukaryota, Metazoa, Chordata, Actinopteri, Syngnathiformes, Syngnathidae.
AACAUGAAAAUAUGCCAAAUGUAAUCCUGAAAAAAGGAUAUUGUACUAGGAGGAGUCGCCAUGCUAGAUGCUAAUGGCGAGGCAAAGUGAGCUAAUAGUUGGCAAUGAUUUCACGUCAGGAGAGAACGUCGUUACGUCGGGAAGCAGGAGCCGCUGUCACGGCAGCAAGUUUACCCCGCUGGAAGCUCCAGUCACCUCGUCGACACAGGAAGCAAUGAUAUUAAUAACCGCAAUAAGGCGAGAGUUGUCAAGUAUCGUUGUCACUGCUCUAGCUAAGCGUGUGUGUUCGCGGCCGAGGGGAGCGACAUAUUAAAAAGCCAAAUAAUACCGAGGUAAGGAGCCGAGGAGUGGCCGAAAAGCAACCGUUUGUCGGCGUUUCUUUUUUUUUUUUUUUUUGUAUUUUCCAACGCCCUUAGACUCUUAAAAAGUGUCGUCGUUCGAGCGCACAUAUAUUGUAGGCUCCAGCCAGCGCAUGAUUUUUUUUUCCUGCUCUCCUCCUUCGUUAUAAAGUCGCCAUUUUGCUUCACUGCCUUUUAUAAACCAUCCGCUAUUCCAAUAUUUCCCCCCUCAAGGAGUCAAGGAUUUGACGGUCUUUUGGGGCUAUUUUGGAGUGUUUGACGACAAGCGCGAAGCGGUGUCUUGUGGUAUAUACUGUGCAUAUUAAUGCAGCAAAGGGAGGGGGCAGGCGAAAUUACCUUGAAUUGUUUUUGAUUUCGUCAACUGUGGACAAGACGACAGUAUUUCCUCCAUCGCACAGCAGGUGGGAUUGCGAUGUAACACAACAUUGUCGGAUUUAAACGCCUCGUCUGUGGACCCCCUCCUCUUCACCUGGCUGACCUGGGACCAGCCGGCCCUGAACGCUGGCUGACCGGCCAACACUUCAGGCAUGGAAAGCCCAAGUGGACCCAGGUUUGGGAAGCUGUCAGCAUCAGGGCUGCCACGGGGCCGGACCCCAAAACAUGGACAUACCCAGGAGCCUGUUGGAGCUGUGUCAUGUCUUGAAAACAACAACAAACACACUCCUGUGUGUGAUGAGGCACCGGAGGGGAAGAGGAAAGGCCGUCCUAAAGCAGAGGAGCAGGAACUAAGAAGCAUCCCUCCCCACAUGAUUGUACAAUGGAAGGAAGAGUUUAAGCGUCGCUCCAGAGUUAAGUGUCCAUGUUCAGGAUGCUGGUUAGAGUUUCCCAGCAUUUACGGUGUGAAGUACCACUAUCAACGCUGCCAGGCGACCAGCGAUACUGAGAAGCAGAGUCAUGGCUGUCCCUAUUGUGAGGCAGUGUUUGCAACAAAAGUGCGCCUGCACAAGCACAAGCUCUGGAACCAUCCAGACAGGGUUAGUUUGGACUCUAGAGAUGAGCAGCUUAAGCUUCAGAAGGCAGAUGUCAAGUCCAGCAGUGUCAAAAGGCUCUUGGAGAACAGCCCCCCAUCUCCAGUGUUUUUCAAAGUGAAAAAAACCCUGGAUGUAUCCACCCCAUCUCACAAUGGAGAGCUGACCCACCACAUUAGUGAGAGGAAAACGCACAGCAAACCUUUGCUACAGAGUCACCGCCCUCAAUCAGUCCAGCCUCAGUUUGAGCAGUCCCAAAGCACAUCCUCUGAUGCAGGGGAUAGUGAAAGCGAAGGUGGCAGCCUUCCGCCAUCUUAUGCCGAUGAAGACCCAGAACGAAUGAAACACCGACGCAAGCAAAAAACACCGAAGAAAUUCACUGGAGAGCAGCCUUCAAUCUCUGGAACAUUUGGACUGAAAGGUAUGACAAAAGUAGAGGAGAAGCUGAAGGCAAGCCGUGUGAAAAGGCUUGAGGGGAGUGGCUUUAAUGAGGACCGUCACAGACAACCAACAGCAAAUCAGUCCUUAAAUAAACAUACAGCCACAACAAGUUCAGGUACUGUUUCUGAUGUUCAGUGGCAGAAAGCCAUCUCAGAGAGAGGCGAGGUGGUGUGUCCCACCUGCUCCAUCGUCACUAGGAAAACCAUCCACGGUUUGAAGAAACACAUGGAGAUUUGUCAGAAGCUUCAAGAGGCGCUGAAGUGCCAGCAGUGCCACAAACAGUUCAGAUCCAAGGCAGGACUUAACUAUCACACCAUGGCAGAACACAACCCCAAGCCCUCAUGGAGUGAAGGACAGAUGGACGACGAGCAUGAGGAGAGAGAACGACUACGGCGAAUACUCAAACAGAUGGGAAGAAUCAAAUGUUCCAGUGAGGGCUGUUCAGCUUACUUCUCCAGUCUAAUGGGCUACCAGUACCACCAGAAGCGUUGUGGACGUGAGAGCUCUGAUCGUGAGAAACCCAUGUUUCUGUGCCAGCAAUGUGGAAAAACAUAUCGCUCAAAGGCUGGCAGGGACUACCAUAUACGCACUGAACACUCCCCAACCAUCACUGCUACUAUGACAGCCACCAGCAACAACAAAGACAGUAGCACUGACACCAACAACAGCACUGGUAAAGAAAAGAUAGCCUCUGAUAGGUUGCCAGGAGGGAAGAGGGAACAAAACCAGCCUGAGUGGUACCAAAAAGUACCAUUGGCUCAGGAGAAGGACAAAGCUAAAGACAUGGGCAUUCAAGAUGGAACCAAGGAAAAGGCAGUGCAAAAUAAAAGCAUGGAAGAGGAUUUUGAAAGGACCCCGAGUGGCAGAGUGAGGCGCCGGUCAGCUCAGGUAGCAGUCUUUCACCUGCAGGAGAUCGCAGAGGAUGAGCUUGCCAAAGACUGGGGCACCAAGCGUCGCAUCAAAGAUGACCUGGUGCCUGACAGCAAGAGGUUGAAUUAUACCCGCCCUGGCCUUCCUAACUUCAGUCGGGAUUUAUUAGAGACCUGGAAGAACCAAGUCAAGGAAAACGGCUUUAUCUGCUGCACCAAUGAAAACUGUGAUGCUGUCUAUUCCAGUGUGUCUGGACUAAAAGCCCACCUUGCCAACUGUUGCCAGGGUGAUGGAGGACUGGCCAAGUACACAUGUCUAAUCUGUCAGAAGGAGUUUAACUCAGAGAGUGGUGUGAAGUACCACAUCAGCAAAACACACUCACAGAAUUGGUUCCGUGCAACAGAGAGCGAAGGGAUUUCAAGCAGCAAGAGUAAACCUCUGGAGGACAAUGGCAUUAAAGCCAAUGUGAGGAAUGGUGCCACCACUGGUAAGAAGCGAGGCCGCAAGCCCAAAGAGCGUCCCCCUCUGGUUGUUGCUCUUAAAUCACAACCUGAAUCUGAAACAGCUACUACAAAUGAAGACUCAGUCCCUGACAUGACCCCAUUCUCUGACUCCACAAAGUCCCCCACACAAAGCCUAGACUUUUCGGAUAUUAUUAACCCUGACUUGAACCGACAGCCCAAUGCCUCUACAGCACGAAGAAACAAACUAAACAGGCUGCCAUUGUCCGAUUAACUCUGCUUUUGACGAAGGAACCACAGACGACGCCUGCUCUAAAAGGUUGUUGAACUUCACAAGAACCUGACGCUGAGAAAACUGCUUUGUCAGCUUUUAGGACACUAAAUGUAGAACGUACUAUGUCUGCAUUUUAAGAAGUACGCAUACAACGGUUGUGUUUUCCAUUCCAUCUUAGGCACACAUUUCAGUUCCCAAACUCACCAAAAUCAAUGACUUCCACAUAGAUAAACUUUUCUCAAGAAAAAAAGUGUUUCCCGUAAGGGGAGGGUAAUUCUCUUAAAGCAGAUUCCCUGUUAGCAUGAUCACGUAGAUAUGCUCGUGUAAACUGUACUCUGUACAUAAACAUUAUCUCUAUACAAUUAUAUACUCUAAGCAAAGAUGCUGUGUAUUAUUUUAACAUCUAAAAAUCCCUCAUGGAUCGUACAUAUGUAGUCUCAAUGUUUUGUUGGAUGUUUUCAGUUGUUUCCCUUUUUGGUUUGAUCUUUUUUACUUACCUUAAAUCACAACUAAGCUAAAUUGAUGGUCAGUUUUAAGCAUAUUUUUUAAAUAUUCCAACAGUUUAAAUGCAUUUUUAAUGACAUUUACGUUGUAAUUGCAUCACUUGAAAUGUGUGUUGUUUUUAAAUCCAUAAUGAAGUGGAAAGAACAUGAUUUACAAAAAAUGUUCACUGACAUUAGGAGAUCAAAUUGUUUUCUUCUGUCCAUUGUCAACAUACAGAAUAUCAUGUAAUUGAUUUCACCAAAAAAGCUUGAAAUAUUAUGACUGAAGUUCAACUAGCAAAGCUAGUUUGACAGAAAUAUUAAUACCUGUGGAGCUGGUUGCACUGUUGCGGCACAAUCAAAUGAGGUAAAACCUUUUUUUUUUUAAAGAAAACAAAAAAAAAGAGGCUGUAUUUUGGCUAUUGCUUUAUCUUUAAUCAAAGUGAUUAGAAGAGAAUGAAAAUAUAUUUUAUAGAGGUUUAAGAGAGUGCUCUUUUAUGAAAUAGAAACAUUACAAAUGACGAUUCGCCUAUAAUAAUAUACUGUAUAGGAACUCACAUCUCAACGUUCAAAGAUAUCGCAUUGCACUUUAUCCCUUGUGAUUUUGCACUCCUAAAUACUUUAAUCUCACCUAGUGGCUAUCAGACACGGGAACAAAUAAACUUUUAGAUUAUAUUUAUGGAUAAUAGAUAUCAUAACUCAGCAUGAGUGUAUUAGUUUUAACUCACCACACAAAGCCAUAACUGCCAGCUCCCGUAGUGAUCUUUUUUGCAGAAAUAUAAAUCCAAUAUUGUCAAGUUACUUUACAUCUAAAAGUGUGCAAUCGGUGAGAGUAGUAGAGUAGAUACUUGAUCCACUGUUGGGCAAAUGAAAAGAACGGAAAACUUGCCUUCCCAACAAUGAUAGACAAAGUUAAUCAUGUAAAAUCCAAAUAGCGCUUUAGCUGCUCUAUCUUAAGGACCUGUUACAACUAAGCAAGUCCACCAAAUCAUCUCAUCCAGACACAACGUUAAAUGUCAUCACUUCCAUUAAGCCGUGAUGUCAACAUUUUGAUGAGCAGCAAAAUCAGAAAUGUUUGCAUCCAAAGUGACACACUUGACCUUUUUUAUAAUAUAAAGCUAAGAUGUAAGAUCUUGGUUUCUGCAUUUUUUUAUCAACUGAUAUAUUCAGGUGGAGAUGAUUAUGCAUGUGUCUGUCUCUGUUAACAAGAUGGACCACCUCCUUCUAUCCAGGUCGAGCUGGUGAAGAUUUAUUCGAAAAGCACUGAUUUAAUUUCCAGUUGAGUAGUCUAAAACGUGUGUGUGUGUGUGUGUGUGUGUGUGUGUGUGUGUGUGUGUGUGUGUGUGUGUGUGUGUGUGUGUGUGUGU